AUGCUGCCGAGCCCUGUGGCCUCCACCCCCUUCUCGGUAGACGACAUUCUCAGGCUGGAGCACGAGCAGAACGACUCCAAGAUCCCGUCACGAUGGGAACUGCAUAGAAACCCAAUAAAGCCUCAGUACCUAAGAAUGAACCCAGAAUUCGGAGGGUCAGAGAGCAGCGACAGAGCACAAGCAGCCUCUUUUCGGUGCACCUGGGAGACAGUCCUGGAGAUGGACUCGAAUUCUGUGAAGGAGCCAGAGACUCCCCUGGGCGCGAUCUCCCCACUUGGAGCCGGGGACCUGAUGAUGGAACCCCGCGUGGGCAACCUAAGCGACAACGGGCGCCGAGGCGGCCCGGUUCCGACCAGGACGCGGCCACAGCGGAAGCCCCGCGUGCUGUUCUCACAGGCCCAAGUGCUGGCCCUGGAGCGGCGCUUCAAGCAGCAGCGAUACCUGUCUGCGCCGGAGCGUGAGCACUUGGCCAGCGUGCUGCAGCUCACGUCCACGCAGGUCAAGAUUUGGUUCCAAAACCGGCGCUACAAGUGUAAGAGGCAACGCCAGGACCAGACUCUGGAACUGGCGGGCCACCCGUUAGCACCGCGCCGGGUGGCAGUGCCCUUGCUGGUACUGGACGGCAAGCCCUACCUGGAUCCCGACAUUCCCGCAUUCCCGGGUCCCUACGGAGCCACCGCACCCUAUUCCUGCCUCGGCAGCUACACGAGCACUUCCUACGGUGGAAGUUUUGCGAGCCACUACACCGACGCCGGCCCCGGGCCACUCACACCAUUGGCCAGCUCUGGCUUCAGCCCAGGUGUCCAAAGUGUGGCCCCGCAGAGCCAUCUGUCCGCUACGCUACAGGGAGUUGCGGCUUGGUGAAAAGCCUGUGCUCGCCUACAGCCAUUAGGUGCCUAAUGCCUGGUCCCCUCCCCUUCCAGCUGGUCCGCUGCCUUACUCGGAACCGAACUGCCCGGAGGAGCAGACCCUGGAGACCUUGAGAACAUUCUUUCCCUCGGAGGUGUAACCCUGCUUUGGCUAGCCACAUAGAUGCCGCGCAGAGAGAAUAAAUAGCACAGCGGUGGUUGAUAGUUUGGAGGCAGGUGAUUCUGAAUACAAUCUCUUCUAAACCA
Molecule: messenger RNA, 1115 nt
Organism: Apodemus sylvaticus (European woodmouse)
Lineage: Eukaryota; Metazoa; Chordata; Mammalia; Rodentia; Muridae
Gene: Nkx2-6
Product: NK2 homeobox 6
Exons: 2
Coding region: 1-864 (287 amino acids)
Biological process (GO): regulation of transcription by RNA polymerase II; cell differentiation
Cellular component (GO): nucleus
Molecular function (GO): DNA-binding transcription factor activity, RNA polymerase II-specific; RNA polymerase II cis-regulatory region sequence-specific DNA binding
Source: RefSeq, a predicted model, not a curated record